UGACCACUUCCUCAUGUAUUAUUAAGCGCCCCACAGUGGAAUCUCAUUUAAAGGUCUACUGAUGCAUAGCGACAACCUGUGGCUGACUCUCACCAACUGGAGUGAAGUUUAAAUUGCACCUUACCAAUUAAAUCCAGCGUAAUUUUAAGAUACAGGGGAGAAUUAUGGGAGGGACAGUAUCUGUCGAGGAUAGCUUCCACGUUGUGAUUGUUGGCGGUGGCUUUGGAGGGAUUGCAGCAGGAAACCGUUUGAAGUCAUACAAUGUUCCAUUCACAUUGAUCGAUGUGAAAGAUGCUUUCCAUCACAAUCCGGGAGCACUCAGAGCAUCAGUGGAAAGUGUUUGCUUUUUUUUAGGAUUUGCAAAGCAAACAUUUAUAUCAUUCAAAGAGACAUUUGCAGAGAACUUCAAGCAAGGCAAGGUUGUUGACAUUGAUUUAGAAAAGCAGAAUGUUAUUUUAGAAAAUGGAGAUACUCUACGUUUUUCCCACCUCAUUUUGGCAACUGGUAGCUCAGGACCAUUCCCUGGAAAAUUUGCUGAACCGGUUACAAUGGAGAAUGCCAUCCAGAUGUAUGAAGAUCUUGUAAAACAGGUUCAAGGAGCUCAGAGAAUUGUGGUGAUUGGAGGUGGAUCUGCUGGUGUGGAAAUGGCAGCAGAAGUCAAAACAGAUUACCCUGACAAAGAGGUGACUUUGAUUCAUUCCAAGAUUGCUUUGGCUGACGUUCAGCUCUUACCCAGCGUUAGGCAGGGGUUGAAAGAAAUCCUCCUGAAGAAAGGAGUCGAGCUUCAGUUAGGACAGAAAGUCAUCAACCUUCAGGACCUGGUGAUGAAUGAAAUGAAGACUGACAUGAAAGUACUGACUGACAAAGGAUUGGAGGUCAUUGCAGAUUUGGUCAUCUGUUGCACUGGAAUAAGAGUUAAUUCUUCGGCGUAUUCAAAUGCUUUCAAAGAUUGCCUUGCUGAGGAUGGUGCAUUACUGGUCAACCCACAUUUGCAAGUCAUUGGGAUGGAAAAUGUUUAUGCAAUAGGAGAUUGUGCAGAUGUGAAGGAACCUAAAAUGGCUUACCAUGCUGGACUCCAUGGAGUGGUCGCUGCAGAUAAUAUUAUCAACAGUCUUGGCAAAAAGUGUCUGAAAGAUUACAAACCAGGUUCUCUGACUAUGCUAUUGUCAAUGGGUCGGAAUGAUGGAAUUGGCCAGCUUUUUGGCUGGCAUGUUGGAAAAUUCAUUGUUGUUAUGGCCAAAAGUAGAGAUCUACUAGUUUGGAAAAGCUGGAGAGAAAUGGGCCAAACAAAACCCAGCUGACUGCAGAGUGCCUGACUGUUGUCUUUCUGUCAUUCUGGAAUGUGCCUCUAUCGGCUUCUUUUAAUGCAUAUUUAAUCCUUUCGAAUAAAAAGUUAUGAUCCUGCAUCUUUAUAAAUAAUUUGCAAGUAGAAAUGAUUUAACCUGAACAGAUAUACAGUAGUCAACAAUAACGAUUUUAAAAAAUCAAAUAGGUGAUUUAUAUGGGUGCAGAAAAAACAGCAGUGAUCUCAUUUCUGUUCACUUAUGCUUAUAAAGCUUAAUCACUGCUGACAAUAAAUAAUUUUCCAAGCAGUGCUUUUGCUUAAUAUUUGCUUAUCAAAAUGUUUAUAAAUAAAGAACUUUUCUUCCCUGCUAUGUAAUAAUCUACAUUGCAUUUGCAGCUGUAGGAGACCAGAUUGCACAAGCCAAGAACUGUUUGUCUUUUGAUUAGGAAAUGAAUGUCUAUCCAAAUCUAAAACUGGUGAGGAGGUGGCAUUUACUUCAGCAGAAUUAUUCUCGUUGAACUUUCUCAACUGGUUAAAUUGUUAAUGGACCUGGAAGACCUGCGUUUAAAUCUUGGUGCUGAGUUAAUUGAUUCCAGCAGAAUGACCAGGACCCCUGGUUCUUAUCUCCUUCAUCUUUUCCUGUUUAGGGUCCUAUAUGAUCAGUGUUCCUGGGACUGAGAUAUAAGAAGGAAGUCUCAAUUGUCUUCUCACCAACAUGUCCCAACACCUUUUUAAUGAAUUCCUCUGAAUUAAUGUUUGAAAGCCCAGAAAUGCCAUAUGUUGUAUUUCAGUGGAAUCCCAACACUAGAAAAAAAAGCUUUAUCACCAACAAAUGCAUAUAUAUGAAGUUAUUUCGGUAUUAUUGAGUUUUGCUGUUUCGGUGUGACCUAUCAGUGUGAACAUCUAUGCUUUGGAUUUUUUUGUGUCUUGGGGAAAGAAUUUAAAUGACUCAGUUGCAGCAAACUAGAGGUGCUGAAAUCAGGUUUAUUGGAUAUCCAAUUAAAAAUGUUAGCGAUGCUAAAAUGUGCAACAUUAGACAUUUAUGCAACUUUGACAACUGGGUAACUCGAGCAAAGUUGUGUUGACCACUCUCGCUGUAUGGAUGGACUAUUCUAGGCUAUGUGAACUUAGCACUAUAAAUUCCAGGAUUCUAAGCCAGUGACAAUGAAUGGUUUGACAAUAUAAGUUCAAGUUAUGAUGUGAUUUGGAUGUGGUGAUCAUCUUCCAACAUAGAGUAUUCUCAAUUGUAUUGCUGUAGAAUAACUGGUAAGCUACAGAGAGUGCAUGCUAGAAGUGCAGUGUGCAGAUCUUCAGUCUAUUCUUACCAUUAUUGUCCCAUAAAAUGCUGGUUGGUUUUUUUUUUGCAACAAAAUAGCCAGGCUGAAAACUAUAGUCAUUAUUUUUUUUAACCAAUCUAUUGUGUAACUGCAUAUCAAAGUACUGAACAAAUAAUUCAAUUGACUUUAUUCUAAGUCAUCACCACAUAAUUGAAGGGUAAGCCUCAGCAAUUAACAGGGAUUGUAUGCAACCUGACUAAAAUAGACUAUUGUGAUGUAGUGGUAGAGCCUGUACCUCCUGAACCAGCAGAGUUCAAGUCCUACCUGCUCUAGAGGUGUGUGAUAUCAUCUCUGAGCAGGCUGAUUAGAAAAUACUUGCUAAAAAUUCUGACUAAACAGCUAGUGCUGUCCCAGUUCGUUAUAAAGUCACAGGAGCAUGGAAACAAACCCUUUGGUCCAACCAGUCCAGGCUGACCAUCAUACCAAACUAAACUAUUUCCACAUGCCUGCACUUGGCCUAUAUCCCUCCAAAUAUUUCUUAUUCAUGCACUUAUCAUUGGCAUUUCCUUUCAUAUGAACACCUCAUCCAUAAGCCCAAGUCUGACCUUGCGAGAGCAUUAAAGCUCAAAUCAGCACAAUGGUAAAGGCAUGUAGCAAGGCCAAAUUGAAACUAGAAAUACAAAUUUCUUUCCAGUACAGGUAUAUACUCAUGAGGAACAGGUGCAACCCUCAACUGUAAUAUCUAGAAUAUGCUAUGAAUGGUGUUCUCCUGUAAAUAAGCCUCUAACUUGUUGUACUUCUCACUCUCUAGUGCCUUAAGAUCAAAGAAUAAAAUUUUACAGCUUUCAAGUUUCAUAGUAUAUGCUUAAACCUCUUCAUAUCUUUAACUAUCUCCUCACUAAAACUGAUCUUUUUGAUAAAAUCUUUUCAUUAUUGACCCUAAUAUCCUUGAGAUGCAAUAUCAUACUUUGCUUAAUAAUGUUCCUGUAAAAUCUCUUGGUCCAUGUUAUUAAAGGUGCUGUAUAAAUGGAGGAUAUUACUUUGUUCUCAACUAUCACAAUGAGGCUUCUGAUUCAUUCUAGGAGUUUGAAUAUCAGCACAUAUGCAGUUAUUCCAAGAUUCAGUAAACUGGAAUUGCAUUUGCAGAAAACAUCUGGUUCCAUUCAUGAGAUGCUGUACCCUCCGUUUAGGUGGGGUGGAAAUCGUUGUUUUGGUUUUGUAUAAAUCAGCAGACAUUCUGUGUAAUCUUUGUCCUUUAAAUGUUAUUGAGUCACUUGUUCCUGAUUUCUAGCUUUGCUGAUACAUGGGGGCAGCUCCCUCAACAGUUCGAUUUGGAUUUGUGUAAUAUUAGUUUAAAUCCAGUUAAACUGCCAAGAUUGUCCCUCUGGUUUGAAUGAAAUGCUGCAUCCUUUUCCUUUUACAGAUCUUGAUACAUGUUAGAAAGUGUACGAGUAUUUCGCCAAUUGAUCUGCUCUGAGUUAUUGUUUUAGCACAUUAAUCCCUUUUCAGUUUGAUAUCCAUUCUGUUUUGUUCCAGUUGCAUCGAUAUCUCCAUUAAACUAAAUUACUUCAUACACACUGAUGUUUGGUUAUUGCCAAGUUAUCCAUAGUUUGAUGAAUGAUUCUUUGUGUUGCAAAAAUAGAAUGGUCCCCAUUUUUAUUCUUUAACUGAUACUUCAAUUGUGUAAAGACAAAGCCAUCAAACAGGCAUUGUAAAUUCCACACCUUGUUACAAACAUUUAAAACUGGGUAUCAAUUGUUGCAACCCCCCACUAAAUUCUACUUCAGUUUUAUUUGCAAAUUUUUGUCACCUUGCAAUUCAGGUCAUGAGUGUUGUGUAUUAUGAUCACACUAGACCUUUGUCUUAUGCUGGAAAACCAAAAUGCACAUCAGUUUUUGAAAAAGCCCAGUACUGAUGUAGAUGCAUAUUUGGGUAAUGUUCUUCUACUUACACUGCCAGUAUAAACUUAAUGGUUGCCAGCCUACCGAUGGGCUUAGCCAACUCUAUAAUUCCCAUUAAGAAUGGGCUGAGAUGAUUUUGAAGCCCAGAAUUAAUUGAUACCUAUAGAUGAAUUCUAACAUAGUAAUGGUUCUAAACUGGAGUCCUUGUUAGAAAUCAAAGCAUCACAAAACAUUUUUCUUCAACACUCAUGGUUGCUGGUUUUCAUGUGGUCAAGUUCUUACCAGCUGUUCAGUUUUACCUCUAGCUAAAUAGUGUUAAUAGUAUUGAAAUUAAGUGCACAAUAACUAACAAUGCUGCAGCAAAGAAAGCCCCAGCUGUAUGAAAAUUCUCACAAGACACCCGAUGCAGAAACUUGACACUGGUGCUGUAGCAGUUGAAUUGUCGUGCUGUCAGUGAGUUAGUGACAUAAGUAGCCAUGUGGUGUCCAUACAAUUUCAAUAUAUUCCUAACAGUUCUUAAUACUCAAAUGCAAUGUAAAGAAAUCUAGAAAGUCGUUCCUUCUUAAAAAUAAA
This is a messenger RNA of Stegostoma tigrinum, 5036 nucleotides long. Its product is annotated as ferroptosis suppressor protein 1-like. The transcript has 9 exons. NCBI's taxonomy places the organism in Eukaryota, Metazoa, Chordata, Chondrichthyes, Orectolobiformes, Stegostomatidae. Gene Ontology annotation, biological process: apoptotic mitochondrial changes; positive regulation of apoptotic process. Gene Ontology annotation, cellular component: cytoplasm; mitochondrion. The coding region runs from base 165 to 1301 and encodes 378 amino acids. The record is from RefSeq and is a predicted model, not a curated record. Gene Ontology annotation, molecular function: flavin adenine dinucleotide binding; electron-transferring-flavoprotein dehydrogenase activity.